AUGCACUUUCACAGGGGUCGUCGCCCGGCGAUUUACCACUGGAUUUUAUCCAUAGUGGCACUUCUUUCCACUUCAUUAGUAAUUGCCAACCAGGCAAGCUUCGAACUUGAGAAGGUUCGUCAUCUUCUGAACUUUUUUUGUUUUUAAUGAUUUUGGGCAGGUUGGACGGGGUAGAAGGAGACAAAGAAAACUCCAUUUCACGGGCGUUUUUGCUAAGAAAUUAAUGUAGAACUAUAAUUUCUGAAGGGAAGAAAAUUUUGGUCACUAAUAGUGAAUAAAAAUACACAUUCUUGAGUUUUGUUUUAUGAAAAAAAGUUCAAAGAUCAAUGUGCUCCGAAUUUCUUUUGAGCUUCGAAAUGUAAAUUUUCAAAAAAAAAAUUUUCUGUUUUUUCUGUCAUGUACGUACCAAAAAAGCUUAAAAUUGAGUUUAAAAAUAAAAAUUUAAGGUUUUGAUUUGACAGUGUGUCCUCACACGAAAAAAUAGCUGGAAUAUUCAAAUUAACAAACUUUUUUUUAUCUCAGUUAAGUAGAAAAUUUCGAGGAAAAAACGUUUUAUAUCUUUUUUUUCUAUGCAAAAACCGUUUUAACUUUUAAAAAAGUUUGACUCAUCCAAUCAUGGAUUUGUAUAAAAACAACUGAUUUCAGUCACUGUCGUCCUGUGAAAGGCCUUGCUACAACGGCGCAUGCAUCAAUGGGUCCUGUGUAUGUGCCAAAGGUUGGAAUGGCGCACAGUGCGAUCACUGCAUUGGUCGAAUACGGUAUUUCCAACUUCUUAGCUUUUUCUCAUAUUGAGAUUUUUCCAGACUGUCGGAAAAUCAAAGUGUGUUGUCUGACGGGCCUUUAGACUACAGCCCAUCUUCAAAGUGCACGUGGUUGAUUGAGCCGAGCCAAGUACUAUUUUCCUUAAAAAGUCUUUCAAAGAAAUUUUUUCAAGAACACUUCUCUUGGACCGUUGAAUAUCCGAAUCACAAGCUUUUCGACAGAAUGCGUCUGGGAUUAUUUGUACAUUUACGAUGGCAAUGGUGUUUACGGGAAACAAUUGGCCGCUUUAUGGUUCCUCAAAUUUAUCUUCUUUCCAUUUGAUUCUUUUCAGUGGUGACCAGCCAAUUCAAGAGUUCACAGCACCUUCCGGCAAAGCUUUUAUUUAUUUCUUCAGUGAUUUAGCCAUGAAUUUGAACGGGUUCAACAUUAAUUACGAGUUCAAUCGGUGACUUGAAACUUUUAUCCAUUAAACUACUUUUUUUAAAGAUGCGCUUACAACUGCUCAUCAAAAGGGACUUGCUCAAGAGGAGUUUGCCUCUGUGAAGAUGGUUAUGCGGGUUAGGAUUUACAUAUGUUUGAUUAAUGUCAAUUCCUAACUUUUAGGUGAAUAUUGUGAGCAUCAAAUAUGCACCAUUGGCACUGAUUUCGCCACAGGUCCCUGCAAUUCUGGACAGUGUGAGAACGAACAGUGCGUUUGCCCGAAUAACCAAGUUCAUGGUUCGUUCCACAUUAUCUAAACUCCGGAGUUUUUUUCUCCCAUUUCUGGAUUCCUCAAACUAUCAAUUUUUAGGAGAAUACUGCCAAGCUCAAUCCACAACUUCGGUGUGGGACGAAAUUCAGCCUAAGAACACGGCUCCAACAGGAAGGACAUCUCACGUUUCCAUCACCGUAGGCGACGUCAUUUGGAAUCUGGGUAUAAUUUAUUCAAUGUGGUAGAAAUAAGGAAUUUCUUCACAGGAGGGGAAUACUUUGACGGUGCUGAGGACACGAGUCAAAUCAGAGCUUUCAAUGUAACCAGUAAGACUUGGAGUCUUGUGAAAGUUGAAGGACGACCACCCGCUCCUCGAUACGACCAUACCAUAGUCAAAUACAAGGUUCAAUCCCCUCAAACUUUUUUUGUAAAUAAAUUUAGAACAAACUGUACAUGUACGGCGGAGUUCUACGCGGUAGGAAUGAAUGGAGUAGAGAGCAAAAUAUCACCGAUGAAUUGUGGACUCUGGAUCUUUCUUCUAUGAUUUGGGAGAAAAUGGAGACGCCGAAUGUCACCAUUAUUGUCAGUUGUUUUUUCGAUUAAUUUUGCGGAAGAAAUAUUUAUAUUUCUUUGACUUCGAAUUUACAGGUCCCUCCUUUCGCUGUGGCUGGUCACUCUGCGCAUGUCGUAGGAAACGAGAUGUUUGUCUUUUUUGGGUACAAUCCUCUGUUUGGUUUCAUGCACCAGAUCCAAGUUUUUAAUUUUGGUAAGAUUUGGUCACGGUAUCUUUAUGAAAAGCUUAUUUGCAGAAACAAAUGAUUGGUCGGUUGCAAAUACGACAGACCACGUUUACGGUCGUUUCAAACACUCUUCUAUUGAAUAUGAACUCCCCAGUGUAAUAAACAUUUUAUCGAUACCAUUAUUUAUUGAGAAAUCAGGGUUCUAUCGGAAUCCUCGUUUUUGGAGGUCUGAUGUGGAACAACACAAUAACCGACACGUUGUUGCUGUUCGACACCGAAACAAAGAAAUGGUAUUGUCUUUAUGACCCUGAGACAGGUUUCAUUUGAGGAUUUUUCAGGUCCAACUUGCCGCAAUCUGGAAUGCAGCUGUACCUCCACACGGCGACCCAUUUGAACGGUUUAAUGCUAGUCGUUGGAGGGACUGGUUAUAACUCGUCGCAAAUCAAUAAGCUGGAAUGUUUCUCCAACGUCGUUCUUGCUUACGACAUCGGUACGCACGGAUCAUCAAACUAAGACUUAUUGGUCUCUUUUUUACAGCUUGCAAGCAAUGGUACAAUCUGACGUCAGCCCCAGCUUCGUUCCGUCGAUAUGGUCAUUCUGCAGUUUUGGCCAAGAGUUCGCUAUACGUCUACGGAGGCUUCAGUGGCAAAAUUUUAAGAGACGUUUGGAAGUUCUCACCUGGUAAUUUGAUAUACUUUUUUUCAAGUUCAAGUUUUAAACAUCAAGCUUAUUUGGUCUUCAGGAUGGCACGACAAAAUCUCAAGUCUGCCAUUCUUGAGGACCGUAAGCAUGUGUAUGCACAUCUCGAAGCCCAUAAUGGAGAGCCAAAAGCUCUUAACUCUUAUUUUCGUUUUAUUUAUUGCUUUUUCUCUCAGAUUCUCUUGUUUCAAUCACCGAAUACACUUCCUGACAAAACAUAUUUGCAAAAGCCAUGACUUUUGCUUUCCGAGAUUAUGGUUUUUAAGAUUUUGGUUUCCAGAGUUUUGGUUUCCAAAAUAAUAGGUUUUGAAAUGUGCGUACACUGGCUUACGGUCCUCAAGAUUUGAGUACUCGAGAAUUUGUCGUAUACUGCUUUCAAAUUCAAACAACCCUAGAGGGGAAACAUUUACGAAGUCCUAGCUUUGAUAACUCGAGAAAUUGGGAAUUUAGGGUAUUAGUGUUGGGUUGAGUUUUUUGCAAGACUCCAACUCUUUUAUAAACCUUUGAAAAAUGAUAGACUCCUUUAGCAAUCAUCAUCUAGCCCGGCAGCACUAUAUGGGCUAGUUUUUGAAUGAUUCCAAUUCUUCUCUGACUUUGGCAUAUUCCAGCUCGUUGUGAUUCUACCACAAGACCCGAUGACUGUCGUCAGAUCAGCGAUGGCGUGAAAUGUGUUUUCACUGACAAAACUUGCACAACAUACGACCCCAACGUUUCCUAUAAACCGACAUUCAGCGGUUUCGUGAAGCAAAUAAAUCCAAAGCAGAUAGACGAAUGCCGAAACACUGCCUUCCGGUUUGUUAAUUUUUCUUCUCUUCUGAAAACAGACUAGAAUUUUCAGCCAAGCAUUGCAAGUUUGCGACGAACAGAAAGAUUGCGUGUCCUGUGCUUCAAAAUCAGGAUGUGGAUGGUGUCCUUCAGGAGAGCAGUGUCUUCCGAACGAUUUGGAAUGCGUCGAUGGCCUCGUGAGUAUACUUGAUACAUUAUAACACCCAUAAUAAGUUUUGUCCCAAGCCAGUGUAAUUAUCAAAUUUUACAUUCACUGGACACCAAUUCAGGGUAUGUUGACAACCUGGGAAAAAUGCCCGCGGAAAAAUCAGUUGGCUGCCCCAAGGCCUUGUCACAUGGCCAAAAACUGUGGUAUUUGUCGACUUCUGCCGCAUUGCACAUGGUAUCCAAUCGACCGAACCCAGCCUUGCAUUUCAAGAGAAGACUUCAGUCAGUUCCGAGCUGUAUUUCUCAAUGAAAACCUCUUUUUCAGUUUCUGUGAUGUACGAGUACGAUGCGAAACAAGCGUCCAGAGACAGAGAUCGACUUUCUCCAGGAAGUCCGCUACACGUUCCAUCCAACCUGAGUCAUUCCUUCUUCCGCAAUCUCACUGAUUGUCCCUUGCCGUGCUCACAACGCUCCAAUUGUACCGAUUGUGUAGAAUUGGAACAAUGUAUGUGGUGUCCCAGCACGCAGAGGUUAGCUGUACUGUUUCCCUGUUAAUCGACUGAAAAUAUCAUUCAGAUGCAUCAAUUUGGACGCGUACACGCUAUCAUUUGCCUAUGGUCAAUGUCACUCUUGGGUUACAGGAAGUUCUGGACCCAGUCAUGCCAGAGUUUGUCAAGCUGGUGAGAUUCAAGAGAAAACUUCUUUUUUGACCGUUUUGAGUUUUUUUUCCACUCAAAUCAGUAUUUCAAAAUUUUCAAUCAGGAGAAUGCGUUUAGGAGAGAAACGCUAUGAGGGUUUAAAUGUUUGAAGCACUAUUGAACGUUAUAAGAAAACUGAACUAAUUCAUAAGAAAAACAACGAAUAUAAUCCAUUCAACUCGCAGAAUCGAGCAUCUGUGAGUACCACAAAACAUGCGGAGAAUGUCAAAGAGCUCCGGAGUGCGGCUGGUUGGCAGACGACUCAAGAACUGGUCUUGGAACUUGUGUCCAAGGAACUUCCAGUGGUCCAAUCAAUCCUCCACCGAUCAAAGGAACCUGGCACUUCUUCGAUUGCGCAGGUGCAUAUAUUUCAUAGUUUCCCAGUGCAAAAAAAAAACAGAAGCUUUUACGGUUUUUUCUCAGUUGAAAUUUUAAUUUAGCUUGUCAAUGCAACGGUCACUCAACCUGCACGACUUCGCUUAGCUCUUUUCCGCCGCAUACGAUUGAAAAGUGCCAGAUGUGUGGCAACAACACGGCUGGAGCACACUGCGAAAAAUGCGCCUUCGGCUAUUUUGGGGACGCGAGAAACGGCGGUGUUUGUCGAGGUUCGUGUUUUUUUUUUGGUCGCGCGGAUUAUGGUCGCGAUAGGGGAGACUAAUUCCAAGCACGCGGCGUCGCGGUCGUUUCGCUCUUGGUGAAAAAGAAGACGAAAUGCGGAAGGAAGUUUGAGAUUUUGCUGACGCCCUUUUUUUGAAAAACCAAAAAAAUUAACGUUCAAUGAAAAUUGUGAAAAGAAUAUCAUAUUUUUUUAAGAGUCGAGCAGUUAUAGAAAAAAAUAAAAAUUUUUAGUCGGGGUCAGAAAAAAAUUAAGAAAACCAAAAAAAGAAAACGAAUUUAGAUUAUUUUUUUAUUUUUUUAUCGAUUAUUCUCAUUUGUCUACAUCAAAAUUUUUGAAUUAAUUAGCGCUACAUACUUCACACGCUUACCUGUUAUAUAAAAUGGAUCUAAUCAAUUUUCUUACUAUUUCAAUUUUUCUAGUCUGCGAUUGCAAUGGACAAGCGGAUUCCUGCGAUCCUUCGACUGGAUCUUGCUACUGUAGAACAAAAGGAGUCACUGGCCCAAAAUGUGAAAAGUGUGAACCUAAAUACGGCGGCUCUCCCAGCAAUGGAACGCCAUGCUACUGUGAGUUCAAUUUUACGAGAUAAAAUGACUAGCAGCAUUUACAGACGAACUGGCCGUCGACUUUAUCUUCACUUUCAAACUCAGAAACGACGACAAAGACCGGCACACAUCAGAAAUCUUUUUGUACAGCAUUCCAUACAAAGUAAGUAGCGUCAAAUCAGAUAAUAGUUCAGAAACUGGUAUUUUCAGCGAGACACAGAUGUGACGUUCCAAAUCAGUUGCGAGCACAGUAAUGCUCUGGUGGCAUUGAACAUGACAUCUUCUCACAUUGACGGGGUACCGGAAAGAACUCAAACGAUGAUGGUAAAUCUUAAAGAACGACUUGUUUGAGUUGAGAAGUUGCAGUUCAACACUUCCUGCGAUUCGAAGGGUUUUCGACGGGUUUAUGUUGCCUCUGACAAAGGCUAUCCGUUUGGAACCGAUGCCAACACAACAUUCUUCGUGAGUUGUUUGAACUCGAGUUUUUAGAAUUCAUGCGAUAGUAGUCGUCGUAAAGGGUUCAAGUGAAAUCCUGAACUUUGAAAGUUUUUAAAUAUGAGUUAUGUGUUAUAUAGAAUGUCAAAUGCACUGAGAAAGGGUUAUUCAUAUAGGGAGAAAAAUACAAGUUUUCAAAUCGGAAUUAUUAAAGCACAGGUUGAGUAUCUAUGUUUUUUUAGGUGCGCGUCUACAACUUCACGACACCGGUCACCAUUGUCGUGUCUUUUGCCCAGUCGCCACCUAUCAACUGGGUCCUCUUCUUCGUCAUUUUUGCAGCGUUCGUUUUUUGCGCAUUUUUUAGCCCUAAAAAUGUUAAUUUUGUUCUUCAAUCUCUUUGGUGUAAGAAUCUUUUUUUCCUCCCUACAACCAUCCAUCAAGAACGGCAUUCAUUUCUCUCACCUUUUUCUUCCCGGUUCCCAUUCUUGCAUUCCCAGCGUUACUUAUUUAUUGGAUCAUGCGCUUUGGAUAUCAUGAAAAAAUGCCUUUGUCUGCUCUGAUCAUCAUGGGGUACUAAGUUGAUGCUGAAAUCUUUGAGAAAACCAUUUUCAGAUGCUUUAUCGUAUUACUAGUUGUUGCGGGGCUCUUGUGGAUGGUGAAAGUGAGGAUCGAGGCUUACCGCAGAAACCAGAGGAGAAUUGACGAAAUUGAACACGUUGGUUUUAAAGGACAGAUGAAGUCACUAAUUUUUGAUUCAGAUGGCGUCAAGGCCUUUUGCGUCGGUGAAACUCGAGCUCACCAAACCAUGUAUACCAGCGGUUAGUCUCAAAUAAAUUCAUUUCCUGUUCAAACUUUCCGAUCAAACUUUUUCGGUCGUUUAAGAAAUCAUCUGAAAAACUGCGCAAUACAAAGGUUUAAUAAUUUUUCGAUUUAAUCAAUCAGAAAGUUUUGAAUAGAAAUGUUUUGAUGAUGAUCUCAAUCUCGAAUUUUAAAGGGUUCUUCCGGAGGACCAACUCCACUGUCCAUAGAGCCGUGUAGCAACUACAAGGCAGGAGUAUUCACUCUGGCGGUUCGACUACCUACUGGAGGAAGAGCGACGACGCCUUCCGGGACAUCGGGGCUCGCCGUCGCUUCUGCGCUUUGUCUUCUGACGCCCGCUCAACUUGGUGUCCUACAAGCUCCCGAAAACGCAGAAAACAAAAAUGGACGGAAAAGAAACAUUCGAAGGUUUUUGAGAAUGCCGAAUUUCCCCCGUCGAGGAGCAAACGAAAACGUGUAA
Caenorhabditis auriculariae is the source of this 7398-nucleotide messenger RNA. NCBI's taxonomy places the organism in Eukaryota, Metazoa, Nematoda, Chromadorea, Rhabditida, Rhabditidae. The record is from the annotation of a GenBank genome assembly.